This is a messenger RNA of Penicillium malachiteum, 7149 nucleotides long. It is a transcript of the gene tor, whose product is annotated as putative TOR pathway phosphatidylinositol 3-kinase TorA. The transcript has 3 exons. Gene Ontology annotation, molecular function: protein-containing complex binding; protein serine/threonine kinase activity; protein binding. Lineage: Eukaryota; Fungi; Ascomycota; Eurotiomycetes; Eurotiales; Aspergillaceae. The coding region runs from base 1 to 7149 and encodes 2382 amino acids. Gene Ontology annotation, biological process: protein phosphorylation; TOR signaling; negative regulation of macroautophagy. Gene Ontology annotation, cellular component: TORC1 complex; nucleus; TORC2 complex. The record is from RefSeq and is a predicted model, not a curated record.
AUGGCGCAACCAGGCCCUAUGACCGAUGUGACCCAGAGGCUCUUUGUGGAUUUGAAAUCGAAGAAUGAGGAGACCCGGGGUCGAGCUGCCUAUGAGCUCUACGAUAAUGUUCUAUCCGUGUCACGAGACUGGCCGUCCGAAAAGUUCGUGGAAUUCUACAAUGCUGUCAGCCAGCGGAUUGCCCAGCUGGUGGUAACGGGAAGUGAUGCACAUGAGAGAGUCGGAGGACUCCUCGCCCUUGACCGUCUAAUCGAUUUCGACGGCGUCGAUUCGGCCCAAAAAACGACACGAUUCGCUAGCUACCUUCGCAGCGCCCUCCGAAGCAAUGAUAACGUGGUAUUGGUGUAUGCAGCCCGAUCGCUGGGCCGACUGGCUAAACCGGGCGGAGCCCUGACUGCAGAGCUGGUGGAGAGUGAGAUUCAGUCUGCAUUAGAAUGGCUUCAAUCAGAACGCCAGGAAAGUAGGCGAUUUGCUGCAGUACUUGUGAUCCGAGAGCUAGCCAAAGGCUCACCAACCCUCCUGUACGGCUUUGUGCCCCAGAUAUUCGAGCUGGUUUGGGUUGCGCUCCGUGACAUAAAAGUGCUUAUUCGAGAGACUGCAGCUGAGGCAGUAGGAGAGUGCCUUGAAAUCAUUGUGGCCCGAGAUGCACAAGUCCGCCAAUCUUGGUUUGCCCGUAUCUACGAAGAGGCUUUGCUUGGGUUGAAAUCUCAUAAUACGGACUGGAUUCAUGGAUCUCUGUUGAUUCUGAAAGAAUUGAUUUUGAAGGGUACCAUGUUCAUGCAUGACCACUUCAGGAACACCUGUGAGAUUGUGCUUCGCCUCAAGGACCAUCGCGACACCAAAAUCCGCACCCAAGUAGUCCUUACCAUUCCUAUCCUCGCAUCAUACGCCCCGACCGAUUUUAUUGAGAUCUACUUGCAUCGCUUCAUGAUCUAUCUUCAGGCACAGUUGAAGAGAGAUAAGGAGCGAAAUUCUGCUUUCAUUGCUAUUGGAAAGAUUGCCAAUGCAGUCGGACCGGCAAUUGCUCAAUACCUAGACGGCAUUAUCAUUUACAUUCGGGAAGGACUUGCAAUGAAGGCAAGGAACCGCAUGAAUGUUAACGAGGCUCCAAUGUUUGAAUGUAUUAGCAUGCUUUCUUUGGCUGUUGGACAAGCCCUCAGUAAAUACAUGGAGGCUUUGUUGGAUCCAAUCUUUGCCUGUGGCCUGAGCAAAUCAUUAACACAGGCCCUUGUUGACAUGGCCCAUUACAUUCCGCCCAUCAAACCCACAAUUCAAGAGAAACUUCUUGACAUGCUCAGCAUAAUUCUCUGUGGUACACCAUUCAGGCCAUUGGGCUGCCCCGAGAAUCGUCUUCCCCCAAUGCCAUCAUUUGCCAAAGACUUCGUGCCACAUGAUGUCCAUCCCGAUGCAGAGAUUGCACUGGCGCUUCACACUCUUGGAAGCUUCGAUUUCUCCGGGCACAUAUUAAAUGAGUUUGUUCGAGACGUGGCCAUAAACUAUGUGGAGAAUGAUAACCCAGAGAUCCGAAAAGCGUCAGCCCUUACCUGUUGCCAGCUUUUUGUCCAUGAUCCGAUCAUUAAUCAGACGAGUGGUCAUUCCAUUCAAGUGGUCAGUGAAGUGAUUGAUAAGUUGUUGACAGUUGGAAUUGGCGAUGCCGAUCCAGAGAUUCGACGUACAGUUCUGUGGUCAUUGGACGCAAAAUUUGAUCGACACUUGGCACGACCGGAGAACAUUCGAUGCUUGUUCCUUGCUGUUAAUGAUGAGGUCUUUGAAGUCAAAGAAGCGGCUAUCUGUAUCAUCGGGCGCCUUUCAAGCGUGAACCCAGCCUAUGUCUUCCCACCCUUACGAAAGCUGUUAGUCAACCUCCUGACAGGGUUGGGUUUCGCAAGUACAGCUCGCCAAAAGGAAGAAACCGCUCAGCUCAUCAGUCUAUUUGUUUCGAAUGCGACCAAGCUGAUUAGGUCUUACGUCGAUCCCAUGGUGACUGCCUUGUUGCCCAAAGCAACAGAUGGCAACCCUGGUGUCGCUGCUGUCACAUUAAAGGCUGUAGGCGAGCUUGCGGAUGUUGGUGGGAGUGAGAUGAGACGUUAUCUACCACAGAUCAUGCCAAUCAUCUUGGAUUCCCUCCAAGAUUUGUCCUCGCAUACCAAGAGAGAAGCUGCCUUGCGAACCCUAGCACAACUGGCCAGUAAUUCGGGCUAUGUGAUUGAACCAUAUCUCGAGUACCCGCAUCUCCUCGAUGUCCUGAUCAACAUCACCAAGACUGAGCAAACUGGUUCUCUCAGAAAGGAGACCAUCAAGCUCAUCGGUGUUCUCGGUGCAUUGGAUCCAUACAAGUAUCAACAGAUAAGCGACGUGGAACCGGAUGUCCAUCACAUCAACGAGAUUCAGAAUGUUUCGGAUGUCGCGCUGAUCAUGCAGGGGUUGACUCCAUCAAAUGAGGAGUAUUACCCUACUGUAGUCAUCCAUACCCUAUUGCAAAAUAUCUUGAGGGAAAACUCAUUGGUCCAGUACCAUUCUGCUGUGAUUGACGCGAUCGUGACCAUCUUCAAGACCUUGGGCUUGAAGUGUGUGCCAUUCCUUGGUCAGAUCAUCCCAGGAUUCAUUGGGGUUAUUCGAAGCUCUCCUGCCAGUCGUCUCGAGUCUUACUUCAACCAAAUGGCUAUUCUGGUGAACAUCGUCAGACAGCACAUUCGAGCAUAUUUGCCCGAAAUCAUUGAGGUGAUCCGUGAAUUCUGGGAUGCUUCAUACCAAGUCCAAGGCACGAUUUUGUCUCUAAUCGAGGCUAUUGCCAGAUCUCUGGAGGGAGAAUUCCGGAAGUACUUGGCUGGCCUUGUCCCCUUGAUGUUGGAUACUCUUGAGAAGGAUACUACGCCUCGUCGUCAGCCAUCGGAGAAAAUAUUGCAUGCUUUCUUGAUCUUCGGCUCCAGUGGAGAAGAAUACAUGCAUCUCAUCAUUCCUUCCAUUGUCCGCCUCUUCGAUGGGUCGCAACACCCUCAAAGCAUUCGAAAGUCUGCCAUUGACAGCUUGACCAAACUUUCCAGACAAGUCAACGUCUCCGACUUUGCAUCACUCAUGGUUCACUCUCUAUCUCGAGUUGUGGCCGGCAACGAUCGUAUUCUGCGGCAAGCUGCGAUGGAUUGUAUCUGUGCUCUUAUCUUCCAGCUUGGACAAGAUUUCACGCACUACAUCCACUUGCUGAACAAGGUCCUCAAGCAGCAGCAAAUCAGCCAUGUCAACUAUCAGAUUUUGGUGACAAAGCUCCAAAAAGGAGAUCCAUUACCCCAAGACCUGAACCCCGAGGAAAACUAUGCAUUCCCUCUUGAUGACACAAAUUUUGCGGAAAUUGGCCAGAAGAAAAUGGUCGUUAACCAGCAACAUCUCAAGAAUGCAUGGGAUGCUUCUCAAAAGUCUACUCGUGAAGAUUGGCAAGAGUGGAUUCGCAGAUUCAGUGUCGAGCUUCUGAAGGAGUCACCAUCUCCUGCGUUAAGAGCCUGUGCCAGUUUAGCGGGAAUCUAUCAACCGCUGGCCCGAGAUCUCUUCAACGCUGCCUUUGUGUCUUGCUGGACUGAGCUCUAUGACCAAUAUCAAGAAGAGUUGGUUCGUUCUAUCGAAAAGGCACUCACUUCACCCAACAUUUCGCCAGAAAUUUUGCAGAUUCUGCUGAAUCUUGCUGAAUUCAUGGAGCAUGACGAUAAGGCCCUUCCGAUCGAUAUUCGCACUCUUGGCAAAUAUGCAGCCAAAUGUCACGCAUUUGCCAAGGCUCUACAUUACAAAGAACUCGAAUUCGAGCAAGAUCAAAACUCGGGUGCCGUUGAAGCUCUCAUCACCAUUAACAAUCAACUUCAGCAGUCUGAUGCUGCGAUUGGUAUCCUGCGCAAGGCGCAAGCGUACCGUGAUGUGGAGUUGAAGGAGACUUGGUUUGAAAAGCUUCAACGAUGGGACGAGGCUCUUGCUGCCUACAAGAGACGCGAAAAGACGGAUCCUGAUUCCUUUGGUAUCACUGUCGGCAAAAUGCGUUGUCUUCAUGCUCUCGGCGAGUGGAAGGUUCUUUCAGACCUUGCCCAGGAGAAAUGGAACCAAGCUUCAUUAGAACACCGCAGAGCCAUUGCUCCUCUUGCUGCAGCUGCCGCGUGGGGCCGCCGCCAGUGGGAGUUAAUGGACUCGUACCUCGGCGUGAUGAAAGAGCAGUCUCCUGAUCGUUCAUUCUUCGGUGCUAUUCUCGCAAUUCACCGUAACCAGUUUGAAGAAGCCAACAUGUAUAUUGAGAAGGCACGCAAUGGGCUGGAUACUGAACUUUCGGCUCUUCUCGGGGAGUCCUAUAACCGAGCCUACAAUGUUGUCGUCCGCGUCCAAAUGCUUGCCGAACUUGAGGAGAUCAUCAAAUACAAACAGAAUGUUGGUGACCCUGAGAAACAGGAGGCAAUGCGCCAGACAUGGAAUCAGCGACUACUCGGCUGCCAGCAGAAUGUGGAAGUAUGGCAGCGGAUGCUCAAGGUCCGCGCACUCGUCACAGCGCCUCGUGAGAAUCUUGAAAUGUCCAUCAAAUUCGCCAAUCUCUGUCGUAAAUCGAACCGCAUGGGACUUGCUGAGCGAUCACUUGCUGACCUGGAAACUGUCAUCACCGAUGCUUCUGGAACGCGCACAAUUGCACCGCCCGAGGUCACUUACGCUCGACUGAAAUUCAGUUGGGCUAACGGGCAUCAACAAGAAUCCUUGGAGAUGCUCAAGGAAUUCACCUCUGGAUUGAGUGAUGACCUGUCCAAGUACACCACCAUGAUCUCUCAUUCAGAGCAUCACGGAAUGAACGGUGUUAAUGGUAUCAUGGAUCCGAACCACCCUGAUGCAAUCAGCCUACGUGAGCGAGUUGGGGAUGUCGCGAAAUUCCAGAAACUUCUAUCGAAGAGUUAUCUCAGACAGGGCGAAUGGCAAACUGCUCUUCAGAAGGGCGAUUGGCGACCCGAGUAUGUCCGCGAUGUUCUUCUCGCAUACUCAGCGGCCACUCAAUACAACCGUGAUUCCUACAAGGCUUGGCAUGCCUGGGCCCUCGCCAACUUCGAGGUAGUCACCGCGAUUGCCAACCAAGCUAACCGAGAAGGCAAACCAUCACCAAUUCCAGCUCAUAUUGUCACAGAGCAUGUCAUCCCUGCUAUCCGCGGUUUCUUGCGAUCCAUUGCAUUGUCGUCUUCAUCCUCCCUGCAAGAUACCCUAAGAUUGCUUACUCUGUGGUUCGCUCAUGGUGGCGACCAUGAAGUCAACACCGUUGUCACCGAAGGAUUUACUACUGUCAAUAUCGAUACUUGGCUUUCUGUGACACCGCAACUCAUUGCACGCAUUAAUCAACCCAACAUCAGGGUUCGAGGCUCUGUUCACAGAUUGCUUGCUGAGGUUGGCAAGACACACCCUCAAGCACUUGUGUAUCCCUUGACCGUGGCAAUGAAGUCGAACGUAACUCGACGAUCACAGUCUGCUAGCAGCAUCAUGGAAAGCAUGCGACAGCACAGCGCAAAGCUCGUCGAGCAGGCCGAUCUUGUCAGUCACGAACUGAUCCGAGUGGCAGUGCUAUGGCACGAGCUUUGGCAUGAAGGUCUUGAGGAAGCUUCCCGUCUCUACUUUGGUGAUCACAAUGUUGAGGGCAUGUUUGCAACUCUCGCGCCUCUUCACGACAUGUUGGACAAGGGUGCGGAGACUCUCCGUGAGGUUUCUUUCGCUCAAGCCUUUGGGCGUGAUCUAGCUGAAGCCAAGCAUUACUGUGCGCUUUACCGCCAGACCGAUGAGAUUGGAGAUCUGAAUCAAGCAUGGGACCUCUACUACACCGUUUUCCGCAAGAUCAGCAGGCAACUACCCCAGCUGUCUAUUCUGGAUCUCAAAUAUGUCUCUCCUCGUCUCAAGGACUGCUGUGAUCUGGACCUGGCCGUGCCGGGAACAUACCAGAGUGGCCGUCCAAUUAUUCGCAUCAUCAGCUUUGAUCCAAUUCUCCAUGUCCUUCAGACAAAGAAGAGACCUCGACGGAUGACACUCAAGGGUAGCACCGGCCAUUCCUACAUGUACGCUCUCAAGGGUCAUGAAGAUAUUCGUCAGGACGAGCGAGUUAUGCAGCUCUUCGGACUAUGUAAUACACUUCUUGACAACGAUAGUGAGAGCUUCAAGCGUCAUCUUUCGGUUCAACGCUUCCCCGCUAUCCCGCUGUCACAAAGCUCUGGUCUGCUAGGUUGGGUUUGCAACAGUGACACAUUACACGCGCUCAUUAAGGAAUACCGUGAAAGCCGUCGAAUCUUGCUCAACAUCGAACACCGAAUCAUGCUUCAGAUGGCACCUGACUAUGACAGUCUCACUCUCAUGCAAAAGGUCGAAGUGUUCGGCUAUGCCAUGGACAAUACCACCGGCAAAGAUCUCUACAGGGUCCUUUGGCUCAAGAGUAAAAGCUCCGAAGCCUGGCUUGAACGACGUACCAACUACACAAGGUCUCUUGGUGUCAUGUCGAUGGUCGGCUACAUUCUUGGUCUGGGUGAUCGACAUCCUUCGAACUUGUUGUUGGAUCGUGUCACUGGCCGGGUGGUUCACAUCGAUUUCGGUGACUGCUUCGAGGUCGCGAUGCACCGUGAAAAGUACCCCGAAAGGGUUCCAUUCCGACUUACUCGCAUGUUGACGUUUGCUAUGGAAGUAAGCAACAUCGAAGGAAGCUACCGUAUCACUUGCGAGGCUGUUAUGCGUGUCCUCCGAGAGAACAAGGACUCAUUGAUGGCAGUUCUUGAAGCUUUCAUUCACGACCCCUUGAUCAAUUGGCGUCUCGGGACCCAAGAAUCCCCCGACCGUUCAUCUAUUACCGCUGAACGUCGCCAGUCGCUCAUUGAGGGCAUCAACUUCUCUGAUGGUGUGCAACCAAGUAACUUCUCUCGUCACCGCCGACCCUCAAUUCUCGAAGGCGGCAUUCUUGAUACUCAAGAGGGUGUUCCUGCAGAGGCUCGGGAAGCUCAAAAUGCCCGGGCUGUGCAAGUUCUAGCCCGAGUGAGAGAGAAGCUGACUGGCCGCGACUUCAAGCAUUACGAGGAGCUCAACAUCAGUGACCAGGUUGAUAAGCUUCUUGCACAAGCCACUAAUGUGGAGAACAUCUGUCAGCACUGGAUUGGAUGGUGUAGCUUCUGGUGA